Molecule: messenger RNA, 1816 nt
Organism: Melanotaenia boesemani (Boeseman's rainbowfish)
Lineage: Eukaryota; Metazoa; Chordata; Actinopteri; Atheriniformes; Melanotaeniidae
Gene: ciao3
Product: nuclear prelamin A recognition factor-like
Exons: 11
Coding region: 7-1437 (476 amino acids)
Biological process (GO): iron-sulfur cluster assembly
Cellular component (GO): cytosolic [4Fe-4S] assembly targeting complex
Molecular function (GO): 4 iron, 4 sulfur cluster binding
Source: RefSeq, a predicted model, not a curated record
GUAAAUAUGGCUUCUCACUUCAGCGGUGUCCUGCAGCUGACAGAUCUUGACGAUUUUAUCACACCCUCUCAGGAAUGUGUCAAACCAGUUAAAGUAGAGAAGAAACAAGGUAAAUCUGUGGCCAAAAUACAGAUAGAAGAUGAUGGCAGUUAUGUCCAAGUCAAUCAGGAUGGUGGGAAGCAGAAGCUGGAGAGAGCAAAGAUCACACUGAAUGACUGUUUAGCCUGCAGUGGCUGCAUCACCUCAGCUGAGAGCGUCCUCAUCACUCAGCAGAGUCACGAAGAGCUUUUAAAAGUGCUGCGUAACAACAAGGCCAAUGCGACACAGCAGAGGAUUGUGGUUGUGUCUGUUUCGCCGCAAUCCAGAGCCUCCCUUGCAGCACACUACGGUCUCGGCAGUAGUGAGACAGGCAGGAGGCUCACUUCUUUCUUAAAAGGCCUUGGAGUUCAUCAUGUAUUCGAUACCAGCUUCAGUCGGACCUUCAGUCUGCUGGAGAGUCAGAGAGAGUUCGUGGAGCGGUUCCAGAGAAAGAAAGAGGACAACAAGGCCCUGCCCAUGUUAACAUCUGCCUGUCCAGGUUGGAUCUGCUAUGCAGAGAAGACACAUGGAGAGUUUAUUCUUCCAUACAUCAGUACCACCCGCUCUCCCCAGCAGGUGAUGGGUUCUCUAGUUAAAGGCUAUUUUGCAGAACAACAGGGGCUGAGCCCGCAGCAGAUCUACCAUGUGGCAGUGAUGCCUUGUUUUGACAAGAAACUUGAGGCCUCACGCCCAGACUUCUACAUACACAAAGCUAAGACCCGAGAAGUGGAUUGUGUCAUCACUUCUGGAGAGGUUCUGAAAAUGCUGGAGGAGGAAAAUAUGUCUCUUAAUGACGUAGCACCUGUAGCUUUGGAUACAAUGUUCAGCAGUGUGUGUGAGGAUGAAUUUCUGAGUCAUGCUGGUAGUGGGUCAGGGGGUUACCUCCAUCAUGUCUUUACUUAUGCUGCCAAGCAUCUCUUUGGAGAGGAGGUGAAGGAGCUCACCUACAAGACGCUGAAGAAUAAAGACUUCCAAGAGGUGAGACUGGAAAAAGAUGGUGCCGUGCUGCUGUGCUUUGCCUCAACAUACGGUUUCCGCAACAUUCAGAACCUUGUGCAGAAACUAAAAAGAGGGAAGUCGCCUUAUCACUUUGUGGAAGUUAUGGCCUGUCCAUCAGGCUGUCUAAAUGGUGGUGGGCAGGUGAAGCCCUCGACUGGUCAGAACCCAAAGGAACUUCUCCAGAAAGUUGAGGAGCUCUACCAGGCAGAGCGCACCCUGCUGCCGGAAGAUGACACUCGCGUAGCCGAGCUGUACCAAUCCUGGCUUUACAGCGUUGGAGAGGAAAAAGCCAAAGAUCUGCUGCACACACAGUACCACGUUGUGGAGAAGAUGACCAAUGGGCUCACGAUGAAGUGGUGAUGCAAAGGCAAAGUAUUUGCAAACUUAAACUUUGCACAAUUUUUGUAGAGCCAUCCACAUUAAUGUAACUAUUUAUACAUAACUACAGAGAUGAGGGUUAUGACGGUAGUUUGACAUGUCACUUUCUUUAAAACACUUCAGCUGGCGAGGUGGAGGACUAUAUAAUAUACACAAUGCUUCAACAUCGUCAUAUUGUGUGUGUAUAUAUGUGCUGAUUGUUUGCCUUUUCACUAUAGACCAUCUUUAUAAAUAGUAACUUUUGUUUAGCAUCCGUUAUACUUUGUACAUGUUAGCUAAAAUAAGCCAAAAUAUACUCAUUCCUUACUGAUUUAAGAAUGACAUGUAUAUAUGCAUUUUGAAAAUAAAAAUUAUUUAAUUA